This is a messenger RNA of Malaya genurostris, 2104 nucleotides long. Its product is annotated as hillarin-like. The record is from RefSeq and is a predicted model, not a curated record. The transcript has 9 exons. Lineage: Eukaryota; Metazoa; Arthropoda; Insecta; Diptera; Culicidae. Bases 1 to 1989 code for a protein of 662 amino acids.
AUGGCCCGAAUUGUCAAUUGGAUCAUGAAGUGCAAAUCAGAUGAAACAGAUAUAGUACCUCAUAGCAUUAUUGCAUUAUAUUGUUUUCAGGCUCGAGAAGAACAGGCCAAGCUAGAAAUGAAACAUCGAAAGGAAGAAGAUGACCUGUAUAGAAGAUUCGCAAGGAAACGUGAAGAAGAAGACAAGCGUAUGCAGACUGAAUUCCAGGAUGAAUGGGAACGAGAACUUCAAAGAUUGGCACACAAAUUUGAGAAAGAGAUGACUACCUCAAGACGUACCCGGGAAGAUCAAAGUAUAUUAACUUUAAAGCACGAGCAACAGAAGGAAGACCUAGAGAAGAACAUGACAAUUCGCAAGACAAAGAAAAAGGAAAGCCUUACGCGAAAACUGCUCGAACAUGAACGUUCGGAAACUGCAGCGCUAGUAGAUCGCCAGUCAAGCGAGAUGCUAGAACUAAUCAGUGCUCGUCGCAGUGAGUACAUGCAAACUGAAAGUAUAUUUCUCGACGAUGAGUUCACCGAAAGCACAGUACCUCUGGAAUAUCCUCUGGUUGCUCCAAAGCCAGCUCCACCAGCGCUUAGUAAAUUCCAAAUUUAUAACGACCCGAUCGAGUUCCAAGACGUGGAUCAGAUCGCUAUCACAGUUGCUCAAGAAGACCAAAAAACCUUCACAGAUCUUGUGCGUCAGCUUGUUGGCCGAUGUACCUCUGAUAUAGAGAAAGCUCGCACCAUUUUUAGAUGGAUUACCGUGAAAAAUCUAAACACCAUGACUUUUGACGACGACCUACGUGGUGAUACUCCAAUGGGAUUAUUACGCGGUAUCAAAUACGGUACGGAAAGUUACCACGUUCUGUUCAAACGACUCUGCAGCUACGCAGGUCUUCAUUGUGUAGUUAUUAAGGGAUACUCAAAGAGUGCAGGUUAUCAACCUGGAGUCAAAUUCCAAGAUUCGAGGUUCCGAAACUCUUGGAACGCGGUAUAUGUUGCAGGUGCGUGGCGUUUUGUACAGUGCAACUGGGGUGCUCGCCAUCUGGUCAACGCAAAAGAAGCUCCUAAGAGUGGCAAGGGUAAAAACGACAGUUUGCGUUAUGAAUACGAUGACCACUAUUUCCUAACGGAUCCACGCGAGUUCAUCUAUGAGUUCUUCCCUCUUCAAGAAGAAUGGCAGCUACUCAAACGGCCUAUAACGUUGGGUGAAUUUGAAAAUCUUCCUUUUGUCAGGUCGCUGUUCUUCCGAUACGGUCUCCAUUUCGCCGAUGAAGGAUACGGAGCUGUUGUAUUCACUGAUGAUACAGGCGCUGCAACAGUAAGGAUAGCAAUGCCUUCUGAUAUGCAAGGCUGUUUGAUAUUCCAUUACAACCUCAAGUUCUACGAUAGUGAAGAGGAUUCGUACGACGGAGUAUCUUUGAAGCGCUUCGUUAUGCAGUCAGUUAUUAGCAACAUCGUAGCUUUCCGUGUCCACGCACCAUGUUCGGGAGCCUUCUUGCUGGAUAUUUUCGCCAACGCGGUCACACCUCAAGAGUACCUGACUGGAGAACCGAUGAAGUUUAAAAGUGUUUGCAAAUUCAAGAUUUGCUGCGAAGAACUUCAAACAGUAAUGGUUCCACUUCCAGACUGUGCAAGUGGCGAAUGGGGUCCAACCAAGGCUACGAGACUCUUUGGACUGAUACCAAUUACACAUCAAGAGCCACUUAUUUUUUCCGGACGAGCUAUUGAAUUACAAUUUCGAAUGUCUCGACCUCUAACAGAUUUUAUGGCAACCCUACACAAAAAUGGAAUCGAAGAGAAAAAGCUUUCAAAAUAUGUACAACACAGUGUUGUAGGUGAUACAGUUACGUUCAAUAUCAGCUUUCCACAAGAGGGUCAGUAUGGUCUGGACAUCUACACGAGAGAGGUGGGAUCAAUAACGAACAAUAACAACUCGCCAAAUGAGAAACACUUGCUAACGCAUUGUUGCAAAUAUUUAAUAAAUUCAUCGAAAAGAAACUGAGCUUGACAACAGAGUCGGUUUGAAGCUUGUUGGUAGUUCGUUACUGUCGUGAAUAUAUUUGUUAUUUGUUUUCUGUAAAUAUAGUUUGUAGAGAAUGUUCACCACAAAAUCAGAA